GAGCUGUGCCGGGUGCGCAGAGGCAGUGCGCUCCUAGCGGCAGCGCUGUUCCAAAAACCAAACAGACAGAAAGAGAGGAGAAGGAUGUUGAAGUGACUUGUGGCGUGACUGCACACUUACACGUCUAUAUUCCCAAGCACAUGGGUCUUCUGGGAGCUGGGUCCCUGCGUAAUAAAGCAACUUUUUGGGGGAGAGCGCAGGAGUUGGAGGCUGGUUGUGACCAUGUGUUGAACUGGGGAGAAGAUUGUGGCUUUUUAUUUUUGAAAGGUGCCAAAGACGCGUCUCAAGGAACCGAGGGCAUGCGGAGAAGUGCAUAGCCUGUAGCUGCGUUUCUUUUCCAGCGUGGACUUCAAUUCCUCCCCCCGACUCCCUGUGUGGGCUUCAUCCUGCCGGGGAACCGGCACAGCUUGCGGAUGAACCCACCGGACACACGCGGAUAAUUUUACGCAAACACGGAGAGUUUGGUUGGAAGGGUUUGCUGGAUAUUCACAACCCGCGCUGCUCCGGGUGACCUGCGGUUCAAUGGAUCCUCUCUGCUUUUGGACAUUUAAACUGGCUGCUGUCAGUGAGUAAACCUCUGCGUGUUCACGCCACAGAAACACGGAGCCCACUCGGCUGUCAUUAUUUUUUUUUUGGACAUAUUAUUUUUGUUGUGCGGUGAGAUUGGAGGAUUUGCGCGCCCGCCGUGGAUGUUUAAUAUGCUAGUAUGGGUCCGCUAGCGUUCAUCCUUGUUGGUGGAUUACUGUAUUUUCAAGCUGAUGGAUCCCGUCUGCGCCAGGAGGACUCCCCACCCCGGAUUGUGGAGCACCCCUCUGACCUGAUUGUCUCCAAGGGGGAACCCGCCACCCUCAACUGUAAAGCAGAGGGGCGGCCGACCCCGACAGUGGAGUGGUACAAGGAUGGAGAGCGGGUGGAAACGGACAAAGACGACUCACGUUCUCACCGCAUGCUGCUGCCCAGCGGCUCGCUUUUCUUCCUGCGUAUCGUUCACGGACGACGGAGCAAACCGGAUGAGGGAGCCUAUGUCUGCGUGGCACGGAACUACCUGGGAGAAGCUGUCAGCCGCAAUGCAUCUUUGGAAGUAGCAUUGCUACGAGAUGACUUCAGACAAAACCCUACAGACGUGGUGGUGGCAGCAGGAGAGCCAGCGAUCCUCGAGUGUGUUCCUCCCAGAGGCCAUCCGGAGCCCACCAUCUACUGGAAGAAGGACAAAGUGCGAAUUGAUGACAAGGAUGACAGGAUCACAAUCCGAGGAGGGAAACUAAUGAUCUCCAACACGAGAAAGAGUGACGCCGGCAUGUACAUCUGUGUGGGCACCAACAUGGUCGGAGAAAGGGACAGCGAGACUGCACAAGUCACAGUGUUUGAGCGACCAACCUUCAUCCGGAGGCCCAUCAACCAGGUGGUCCUGGAGGAGGAGACCGUGGAGUUUCGCUGCCAGGUACAAGGAGAUCCCCAACCCAAUGUACGCUGGAGGAAAGAUGAUAUCGAUGUUCCUCGUGGGCGGUAUGAGAUCAAGUAUGACAAGGAGGACUAUGUGCUGAGAGUGAAGAAGGCUUCCGUCAACGACGAGGGCAUGUUCACCUGUGUGGCAGAGAACCGCGUGGGAAAGCUGGAGGCCUCGGCCACUCUCACAGUCAGAGCUCGCCCUGUCGCUGCACCCCAGUUUGUCAUCCGUCCAAGGGACCAAAUUGUGGCUCAAGGCCGCACUGCCAGCUUCCCGUGUGAAACCAAAGGAAACCCUCAGCCUGCUGUCUUCUGGCAGAAGGAGGGAAGUCAGAAUUUGCUCUUUCCAAACCAACCCCAGCAGCCCAACAGUCGCUUCUCAGUGUCGCCCAGCGGAGACCUCACCAUCACGUCUGUGCAGCGGACAGAUGCUGGUUACUAUAUCUGCCAGGCCCUGACCGUUGCAGGCAGCAUCCUCGCCAAGGCUCAACUGGAGGUCACAGAUGUGCUCACAGACAGACCGCCGCCCAUUAUUCGCCAAGGCCCGUCCAAUCAGACGCUCGCGGUGGACAAUGUGGCACUUUUGAAGUGCCAGGCAUCGGGAGACCCCAUCCCCUCUAUCAGCUGGCUGAAGGACGGGGUCAGUCUGCUGGGAAAGGACCCGCGCAUGUCUCUGCAGGAGCUGGGCAGCCUGCAGAUCAAAAACAUUAAGCUCUCCGACUCUGGGAUUUACACGUGUGUGGCCACCAGCUCCAGCGGUGAAACAUCAUGGAGUGCUUUCCUGGAAGUCAAAGAAUCCGGUGGAGUGAUUGUCGUGAAGAACCAUGAUGAGAAUGAGCUUCCAGGUCCACCAUCUAAACCUCAGGUCACUGACGUCACCAAGAACAGUGUGUCCUUGUCCUGGCAGCCUGGGCUGACUGGGGCUUCACCCGUCUCCUCCUAUGUCAUUGAAGCAUUCAGUCAAUCAGUGAGCAACAGCUGGCAAACGGUAGCAGAUCACAUCAAAACCACCCAGUUCACUGUCAAAGGUCUCCGUCCCAACACCAUCUACCUGUUCAUGGUCCGAGCCGUCAACAGCCAGGGCCUCAGUGAUCCCAGCCCCAUGUCGGAUCCUGUCAGAACACAAGACAUAAGUCCUCCAGCUCAGGGUGUCGACCACAGGCACGUGCAGAAAGAACUUGGCGAAGUCAUAGUUCGGUUGCACAACCCGGUCGUUCUGAGUCCCACAACCAUUCAGGUCACAUGGACGGUGGAUCGUCAGUCCCAGUUUAUCCAGGGUUACAGAGUUCUGUACAGGCAAACAUCAGGACUGCCUUCGCCAGGACCCUGGCAGACCCAGGAUGUGAAGGUCCCUUCUGAGCGCAGCGUCAUCCUCUCCGCACUCAAAAAAGGAAUCGUGUACGAGAUCAAGGUUCGGCCUUAUUUCAACGAGUUUCAAGGCAUGGACAGUGAAUCCAGGACGGCACGGACGACUGAAGAAGCUCCCAGUGCUCCUCCUCAGCAGGUAACAGUCCUGACUGUGGGAAACCAGAACAGCACUUCCAUUAGCAUCUCCUGGGACCCCCCUCCAUCAGACCACCAGAACGGCCUCAUACAAGAGUACAAGAUCUGGUGUUUGGGCAACGAGACACGUUUCCAUGUAAAUAAGACCGUGGACGCAGCCAUUCGCUCUGUGGUGGUGGGUGGGCUGCAGGUGGGAGUGGUGUACCGAGUGGAAGUGGCUGCCAGCACAAGCGCGGGGGUUGGAGUGAAGAGCGAACCUCAGUCUAUCAUCAUCGGUAAGGAGUUUCGGGACGUGAUUAUACACGGAAACCGGAACAACAGCAUCACGGAGCAGAUCACUGAUGUGGUGAAGCAGCCUGCUUUUAUCGCGGGUAUCGGCGGGGCCUGCUGGGUCAUCCUCAUGGGCUUCAGCAUCUGGCUGUACUGGAGGAGAAAGAAGAGGAAGGGCCUGAGCAACUACGCAGUUCAGUCCUUCACCUUCACCCCUGCAGUGACCUUCCAGAGAGUCGAUGGCGGCCUGAUGAGCAAUGGAAGCCGGCCGGGACUGUUGACUGCCGGUGACCCCGGCUACCCCUGGUUAGCGGACUCCUGGCCAGCCACCAGCCUGCCUGUCAACAGCGGCUCUGGGGGACCCAAUGACCUGAGUAACUUUGGGCGAGGAGAUAUCCCCAAUGGUCAAGGGGAUAAGACGGGCACCAUGCUCUCUGAUGGAGCCAUCUACAGCAGCAUAGACUUCACCACCAAAGCCAACUACAACAGCGCUGGCCAAACAUCCCAGGCCACGCCCUAUGCCACCACUCAGAUUCUCCACUCCAGCAGCAUCCACGAGCUGGCUGUGGACCUGCCCGAGGCCCAGUGGAAGGCCUCGCUCCAGGCCAAGCAGGAGAUGGCCAACCUGGGCUACUCCCUGCCCGACAAGAAUUCCUGCAACAACACCCUCCUUUUCAUUCCUGACUACCGAUUGGCCGAUGGAUUGUCUAAUAGAAUACCACACAACCAAUCACAAGAUUUCAGCACCACCAGCUCUCACAACAGCUCAGAGCGAAGCGGCAGUCUCUCAGGCGGUAAGGGAGGAAAGAAGAAGAAAACCAAGGCUGGCUCCAAACCCACCAAAGCCAACGGCUCGAGCUGGGCCAAUGUUCCCCUGCCCCCUCCCCCUAUACACCCGCUUCCUGGCACUGAGAUGGACCAUUAUCCCAAUGAGCACCAUGAGGGAGGAGGGUAUGAGAGUGACGGUUGGGGCCCCCCCAUGCCCGUGCAGACCUAUCUUCAUCAGGGCCUGGAGGACGAGCUGGAGGAGGAGGAGGAGAGGGUCCCCACCCCACCCAUCCGAGGAGUCGCCUCCUCCCCGGCUGCUGUGUCCUUCGGGCAGCAGUCCACGGCCACUCUCACCCCUUCUCCUCGGGACGAGAUGCAGCCCAUGCUCCAGGCCCAUCUGGACGAGCUGACCAGAGUUUACCAACUGGACAUGGCAAAACAGACAUGGCACAUGCAGGGAAGCUCCCUUCCUCCUCAGGCUCCCGCUCCUCCAGUGGGCUACGUGUCGAGCACAAUGGUUUCUGACCAGGAGACUGACCUGCCAGAUGAGGAGGAGGAGGAAGAGGAGGAGGAGGAGGAUGAAGGCUACGGAGCCAGGCAUCCCCGCGGGAUUGAGCACACACCGGGGUCGAGCAUGGACAACCUGGACAGCUCUUUAACAGGUAAAGGCUUGUCCCACCGGCCCCGGCCCAGCAGUCCAUUCUCGACAGAUGGCAGCACAGUCGGCACACACAGCUUGGGCCACCAGAGGGCCCCCAGACCCACACGCAAGCCCCGAAGCCAGGGCACAGCACCCCACCGGAGAGAGGCUGCUGCAGACGACCUACCUCCUCCACCUGAGCCUCCUCCCAGCCAGGGGCAGAGCCGUACCCAGGGGGCCCGCAGCGCAACCAGCGUGGCGCCCCCUACAGAGCGGAAGGCUUCUUCUCUGGAGCGUCCGCCAUUAUCAGGACCCCUGUCUGGGCCGGAGGACAUGAAGAGCUCCAUCGACAGACAGACACGCACUUCUCUGGAACAUUAUCGCCAGGGUCAAGACAGGCUGGGCUCCGUGGACCGGGCUGAGGAUGGACGCAGGGGACAGAUAACAGAGGAAGGGUGCCUGCCAUACAGUAAACCAUCGUUCCCCUCCCCUGGUGGGCAGAGCUCCUCCGGCACUGCCUCCUCCAAGGGCUCGACGGGGCCACGGAAGGCCGAGGGUCCACGACAGCCACAACAGUGGACCGCCACAGAGCACGCUGAAUUCCUGGGGGCCAACGGACAGGGACAGUACUCGGGGGAGUUAUAGUGAUCCGCCCGGGAUGUGAACUGGAGGAAACUCAGUCUGUCCACGAAAGAAUGACGCCCUCGUUGUUGGGGCAACGAACUUUGUCCUCAGCUGUGAGUUCUCAGAGGGAAGGAGUGCAGCCGAGGGCACGACGGAGAGCAGCAGUGUCACAGAACUGUAAAUGUGAUGUAUAGACACAGACAUACUGUACAUCUCACUAUGUUUUCGUCCUCAAGAAAAAUAUUUUCCACCUCCUACCUUACUUUGAUUUUUCUUUUUGUUAGAAAAAGGCAAGUUUAACAAAAAAAAAAAAGAAAACAUAUAUGAGAACAAAUUUUUCUGAUAACUGCCCUCGUGAAAGAGGGAAUUCUGUUUCCUGUAAAUAUAACCUGUCACUUGUUGUUGCAUUGCUAUGCAAGCCUAAUUCAGUUUGAGCUUUUUAUUUCCAUAUACAGGAACAGUUGGUUUUAUCUGGUUAUUUGUAUUAUAUGUGAAUUGCGUGGCUGCCGUGCCAUAAAAAUAAUUGUUUUAUAAUCCAUUGUUUGUUAAUAGCUACCAUUAAUUAUUAUUAUCAUUAUUAUUAUUAUUAUUAUUAAUUAUUGUUUUUGCACUGCAAUUUUUUGGUGAUAAGCACAAAAACAUAGCUCCUGCUGACAUGAAGAACCGGAAGAAUAUGUGAAGAGGAGUUUCUGUACUGUAAAGAGAAGAAAAUUAUAUACUAAUGUACAGAGAGAUAUUAAAGAGUAAGGCUUUGCUGACGCACAGCAACAGAUAACGUGCCCAUUUCCAUAGUCUAGACUAAUCGGGUGGCAGACACAAGGUUCCUGAGGGUCUGAGGAACAGAUACGAGGCUGGAAGAACUAUAUGCAGACGAUACUGUAUUUAUUACUGAUGGUAACCGAGUUGAUCAUGUAAUUCCUAAUUUUGCUGUCUGAUAAUAAUUGUUUAUCAGAAACAUUUAGAGUUCAGUGCUUUGGGGGCGGCCCCCAGGCUUUUUCCGAGAGAAUGUUGUGUUCUUUUCUUUUCUUUUUUUUUUUUUGUUAAAUGGUCUCCAAGCAUUUCAAGUUUUAUUUUUUUUUCUCUUGUGAUUUACUGCCUAAAUAAUUUUUUAGCCGCACAAAGUUUACGCUCCUCGUUCGGCAUAACGGCGCACUCACCAUAAAACAGUCACAGGGAGGGAGGAGCCGCUGGGAUCUGUCGCUGUAGCUCAGUCAUAGCACUUACAGACAGAUUUAUGAUUCUUCUCAGGCCUUAAUAGGUGAACACACAUCGCAGGCAGAGGGAGGAUUUACUGUGAUCAGUAUCGAUUAUACUGCCAGACUUACCUAAAAAUAUCAGUGGAGCAAUAUCAUUUGUUUACAUCUUUUUUACGUUUUGGAUUUUUUUUUUGUCUUUAAUUUCCAUCCAUUUUUAAUGUUGUUUGCUUUUUAGAGCACUUACCGUUUAUUGUUCAUUAUAUGACACUGUACACGGUCGUUUAAAGGAAACAACACAUCGACCUGUUCAGUUCAGCUGAGGGCUGUUAAAUUCAGACGAUCCGUUAAAAGCAGUUAAAGUUCGGUGCCUGAGUUACCAAAACCCGAUGAUCAGCACAGUCACGUGUCAGUAACUUUGAGGGAGAAAUUGGUGUGUGUGUAGGAUUGUAGCUUUUGAGUUGGUGUUUGAUUCCCCGACGGUGGAGCGAUGGCGGAGAAAAGCCUUGUACAUUAACGAGCAGGUCGGCUGCUUCAUGUCUCCAGUCACAGUGUGGAGCAGAACACUUUCUCUCUCACGCACGUCUGCCCGACUCCUCAACCUCUGAUUCUCCAAUUUUUUUAUCGGUUGUCCUUUUAUUGAUGAAAAGCUUGUUUCUUCGUAUGCCUUCUAAAGACUCAGAAACUCUGAUUACAACAACGUUUUUAAUAUUACUGUUUCAGGAUUUUUGUGGUUCGAUGACUGUUUGUUUUUUGUCUUUUUUUGUACUGCUAAUGUUGAUAAACCGGGGGGUGGAAACUAAAGGCCGUCAGAUGCUGUUGUACUGUUGUUGUCAUGCCAUCGUCAUUUUAUAUCCUCCGCCCAGUGGCCAGUGUUCUGGAAAUGAGGUGCAAAGAGUAUCUCAGGUUAUUUUACAUUCUGGUGGUGUUUAUGUAUGUGUAUAUAUGUGUAUAUAUCCAUAUACAUCUCCACUUGAUUAUGCCAUUCCAUUGUCAUUGACAGAAACGUCCCUCUCACGUCUGAUUCUUUCAUCCCCUCUUUUUCUUUCCUGCUGUGGAUUUUGAUUCUGAGUAUAAUGUGCUGGCUCAGCCACCUAAAGACAAGAUGUCAGUUAAAGAACAUACCAAAUUAAGAUUGAUAUUUCUAAUGUCUAAUGCGUUUUAGUGUCUCUUUAAUACUCAUUGUUUUCUUUUGAAUCACAGUGUCGUUUUGUAUUUAUUAAAAUGAUAAUAAAAAGUAUAUUGUGAAAAUAUGCAUAAAGAUUCGUGGGAUAUAAAAUGUGUUUUUUUUUUUGUUCCUUGUAAAGUUUUUGCUGUCAGAGCCGAGCAGCGAGGAGAUGAUCGGCACGCUGGGCUCGGAGCACGGUGAGGUGCCGGCUCAGUGGUCGUCUGAGUCACUCUUCGUCCUGCAUGUUCACCACACUGCUCCUCUCAUGUCAAAACUAAAGAAACUAAAAACCUUUCUGAACACAUGAGCCAAAAACUAUGGCUCACAAUUUGCUUGUCAAGACAAUUGAGGAAAAAAAGGUCUUUUUUGGAAGGAUGAAAGUACUUUGGCUUUCCCUCUCUUUUCAUUUUCUCAAUAUCGUUGGUUCUUUGUAGCCUAUCUGUGUGUUGCCUUUUUGCUAUAAAACAAGAUUAAAAAUGACAAAAAGAUCAAGUUGUUGGGUGAAGUCUUUCUGUACAGUACGGGGGUGAGGCGACACCUCAGUCCGACGCCAUUUCUACAGUACAGUACAUUCUGCCUUCUUUUCUUUUUCUGUAAACCACCUUCUUUAUUCACUUGCAUGUCCUUGUCCAAGAAGAGAGUGGAUCAAGAAAAUAAAAACUUUUACAGUCUCAUCCCCAUGUCCUGUAAGAUAAAUCCAUGUUCCUUUAUUUCCUUGUACCUGGAUCAAUAUCAAAUAAAAUAUUUUUGAAAAAUGAAAAAA
Hippoglossus stenolepis (Pacific halibut) is the source of this 8375-nucleotide messenger RNA. RefSeq names its product roundabout, axon guidance receptor, homolog 2 (Drosophila) (gene robo2). Lineage: Eukaryota; Metazoa; Chordata; Actinopteri; Pleuronectiformes; Pleuronectidae. The transcript has 30 exons. The record is from RefSeq and is a predicted model, not a curated record. Gene Ontology annotation, molecular function: protein binding. The coding region runs from base 707 to 5272 and encodes 1521 amino acids.